Molecule: messenger RNA, 4790 nt
Organism: Xenopus tropicalis (tropical clawed frog)
Lineage: Eukaryota; Metazoa; Chordata; Amphibia; Anura; Pipidae
Gene: ndst1
Product: N-deacetylase/N-sulfotransferase (heparan glucosaminyl) 1
Exons: 16
Coding region: 659-3295 (878 amino acids)
Biological process (GO): heparan sulfate proteoglycan biosynthetic process; heparin proteoglycan biosynthetic process
Cellular component (GO): Golgi membrane; Golgi apparatus
Molecular function (GO): deacetylase activity; heparan sulfate N-sulfotransferase activity; hydrolase activity
Source: RefSeq, a predicted model, not a curated record
CUCCUCCUCCCCCUCAGUCCCCUCCCCCCUCUCUCUCUCUGUCUCUGUGUGUCUGUGCUGCAGCCUGUGGGCUCCCCUUGCAGCCUGUGUGAGCCCUCUGUUCCCAGCGCAGAGACUGACCGGGGCAGGGAAGGGAGUACGGGAGGACUGAGGACUGGGCCCAGCUGGCGACUGGAGGGGGAACAGCCAUGAACACAACAGGUCGCCGGAUAACUGAAGUCGUAGUCGGCUAAAGUGGAAGGCCUACCGCAGGCUAAUGAUUACUGCCCUGGCUCUGCUGCCAAAGAGUUUGAACCCUGUCAUGAGUCCGUAAAGGGCAUCAAACAAACCUGACCACCAGGACGUUGGCCUUCAGACAGGGGCAUGUUGGCUUGUAAUGUUCAGAAGACACAUCACGCAGAAUCACAAUCCUAAUUGCGAAAAGCAUGCUUCACAGUCAUUUAAAUCUAAGGCAUCCCCCUCCAGUGGCUUUAACAUCUCCUCACGCUGGCAAGAACCAUCAUCAGCCAGCUCCUUGCUCCCGUUUCAUCCUAGAAUUGGACUUUGGAUGGACGUGCCAUGGUGACAUGAACAGGCUGAGUCAGGGGAACUUGUAAGCAAAGCUCGUGGGCACGCAUUUGUGAGCUUGUGCCAUUCCUCUUGGGACGGUAGCAAGACCAUGAGCUUGUCCCUGAAGACACGCAGGUUUGGGAGGCCAGUAAGACCACAACUGGUGCUUUUGCUUCUGUUUGCCCUCUGCCUUCUAAGUGUCUUCAUCUCUGCCUAUUACCUGUAUGGCUGGAAAAGGGGAUUGGAGCCCUCAGGAAGUGAGGCCCAAUCUCCAGACUGUGAUGAACCCAAGAUAAGCCCAUCCCGUUUGCUUCCAAUGAAGCCUUUGAAGCCAGUGGACUCCUCUCGCACAGAUCCUUUAGUACUUGUCUUUGUGGAGAGCCUGUACUCCCAACUUGGGCAGGAGAUAGUCGCCAUCUUGGAGUCGAGUCGAUUUAAAUAUCGUACUGAGAUUGCUCCAGGUAAAGGGGAUAUGCCUACCCUGACCGACAAAGACCGGGGACGUUUUGCACUAAUCGUGUACGAAAACAUCUUGAAGUAUGUAAACUUGGACGCCUGGAACCGUGAAUUGCUUGACAAGUACUGUGUGGAGUAUGGAGUUGGGAUUAUUGGCUUUUUCAAGGCCAACGAGAACAGUCUGCUGAGCGCCCAGCUUAAAGGAUUCCCCCUGUACCUUCACUCGAAUCUUGGUCUGAAAGACUGCAGCAUCAAUCCUAAAUCCCCUCUCCUGUAUAUAACCCGACCUAACCAGGUGGACAAGGGGGACCUUCCAGGGGAAGACUGGACCGUCUUCCAAUCCAAUCAUUCCACCUAUGAACCUGUUCUUUUGGCUAAAACCAAGUCAGCAGAGAGCAUACCCCACCUCAGCGUUGACGCAGCCCUCCACACCACUGUGGUCCAGGACCUGGGAUUACAUGAUGGUAUCCAGAGGGUCCUGUUUGGCAACAAUCUUAACUUCUGGCUACACAAACUAGUGUUUGUUGAUGCGGUGUCAUUCCUUACGGGAAAAAGGUUGUCCCUGCCCCUUAACCGCUAUGUACUAGUAGACAUUGAUGAUAUCUUUGUUGGGAAGGAAGGAACUCGCAUGAAGGUGGAAGAUGUGAAGGCACUGUACGACACACAGAUGGAGUUACGAACACACAUCCCCAACUUUACUUUCAAUCUUGGCUUCUCUGGCAAGUUCUUCCAUACAGGUACAGAUGCCGAGGAUGAAGGGGAUGACUUGCUGCUCUCCUACGUGAAACAGUUCUGGUGGUUUCCCCACAUGUGGAGUCACAUGCAACCCCAUCUCUUCCACAACCAGUCGGUGCUGGCGGAGCAAAUGGCCUUAAACAGGAAAUUCGCUGUGGAGCAUGGCAUACCUACGGAUAUGGGGUAUGCUGUGGCCCCCCAUCAUUCUGGUGUGUAUCCUGUUCAUGUACAGUUGUAUGAAGCUUGGAAACAGAUAUGGGGGAUUAAGGUUACAAGCACAGAAGAAUACCCUCAUCUGAAACCCGCUCGGUACCGCAGGGGCUUUGUUCACAAUGGAAUUAUGGUCCUUCCCCGGCAAACUUGUGGCCUCUUCACACACACCAUAUUCUAUAAUGAAUAUCCCGGAGGGCCUGUGGAAUUGGACAAGAUCAUUAAUGGAGGGGAACUUUUCCUGACUGUCUUGCUUAACCCUAUCAGCAUUUUCAUGACCCACUUGUCUAACUACGGUAAUGACCGCCUGGGACUCUACACCUUCAAGCAUCUGGUACAGUUUCUGAACACUUGGACAAAUCUGAAACUGGAGACUCUGCCUCCUGUACAGCUCGCACAUAAAUAUUUCCAGAUCUUCCCUGAGGAGAAGGACCCUCUGUGGCAGGAUCCAUGUGAGGAUAAAAGGCACAAAGACAUUUGGUCAAAAGAAAAGACUUGUGAUCGUUUCCCUAAACUUCUCAUAAUUGGACCUCAAAAAACUGGCACCACUGCGUUGUACCUUUUCCUAGGUAUGCACUCUGACCUGAGCAGCAAUUACCCCAGCUCUGAAACCUUUGAAGAGAUCCAGUUUUUCAAUGGACAGAAUUACCAUAAAGGCAUUGACUGGUUCAUGGAGUUUUUCCCCAUUCCUUCUAACACUACAUCUGAUUUCUACUUUGAAAAGAGCGCUAACUACUUUGAUUCAGAAUUGGCUCCACGGCGAGUGGCGGCCUUGCUGCCAAAAGCUAAAAUAAUCACUAUCCUUAUCAACCCUGCAGACAGAGCCUACUCCUGGUACCAGCACCAGAGGGCUCAUGAUGACCCUGUGGCCAUGAAGUACACAUUUCAGGAGGUGAUAACAGCUGGCCCUGAAGCUCCCCAGAGGCUCAGAGCCCUACAGAAUAGGUGCCUUGUGCCAGGCUGGUACUCAACGCAUAUAGAGCGCUGGAUGAACCACUUUCACGCUAACCAGAUAUUGGUUUUAGAUGGUAAAUUGCUGCGCACUGAGCCUGCUAAUGUGAUGGAGACUGUGCAGAAAUUUUUAGGAGUCACAAAUGCCAUGGAUUAUCACAAAACUCUGGCAUUUGAUCCCAAGAAAGGAUUUUGGUGCCAACUUCUGGACGGUGGGAGAACCAAAUGCUUGGGGAAAAGCAAAGGGAGGAAAUACCCAGACAUGGAUUCAGAUUCAAGGUCCUUCCUAAUGGACUAUUAUAGGGACCAUAACAUUGAGCUUUCCAAACUGCUUUACAAGAUGGGGCAGACACUCCCCACCUGGUUGAGAGAAGAGCUGCAGAGCACUAGGUAGCUGUUACUGAUGCAUGAAAGAAGAUGGAUUUGCCUCUGCGAACUCUUCAGUCGUGACAUAAUGGCGGCAGCGUUGUUCCUACACGGUGCAUUCAGCGUGUGUAGAUGAACUCUAUGGGUCUCCGUUGGAAAGACUCCGCUUGUUCCUCCGUCUCCCUUGAAGACAUCAGUCAAUGAUUGCAUCCUGAAAGGCCUGUUUUAGAGGCCUCGUUUAUUUUUUGUGGGACUCUCUGCUGUAUAGGGCCCCACAUACCUGUCUGACUAUUGUUCUUGGACUCAACCACUGAUUAAGUAUUAUGAAAUUUGGCCUACUGAUCCUGAAUGAAGCAGGCAACGGUGAAUAUUUCAAAUGGUGUAGCGAUGGUUCCUACACUGGGCUGGAAGAAUGGCGAUCCUCGUGACUUGCUCUGUAGGGAAUGGAAGAACCACAAAGCUAGGAAUACUAUGUAUUUUGAAGUGAUGCCCCGGUCUUCCUUAGCUACAACCGCUGCACCCCCUGUGGUGGUUACAACUCCUUGGGAUCCCAAUGUAAAUAGCUUUGUCACAAACAAGGAAUUAGCUCUUCGUUCAGUCAUUGCCUUUUGGAGUUAGAGGCUUUAAUGUUGGUGCUAGAAAGGUCUAUGGUAUCUGUUGCACUUGACAGACGCUUGGGCACCAAGUAUAUUCUUCCCUAAAUAAAAAAAUGUACUGCCCCUUUCAAAUUGCUACUGAGAUAAAGGUCACUAUGGAGUCAUGGCACCCCUGUUUGGGUGAUGCUACCAGCUCUUCAGCAUGACUCUUACAGUGAUACAGGCACCUCUAAAUUAAUGUCGGCUAUGGAUUACUGACACAAAUUUACCCCUGAUGUCCCUACAUAUGUGACUUGUGGCCCCCACCAACAUCUGCUCUUCUAUUGUUUUGCCUCUGUUUCUUGUCUUAUACAGUUGAGUGCCACUCACAGGCAGUGCACACAGUAAAACCCCACCCAUACUCACAGGACAUAUGAUACGGCAGACCUUAGGGGUAUUUUCAUGCUAGAUGCCCAGCAUGGUCAUUAGUUUAGAGGUGUCAGCAUCAUUUUCAGUGCCUUCUAGCAUGAGUUCUCAACAAGAUUCCAAUUGACUCCCAAUCAGUGCUGGUUCUUUGGGUCCAACACUGUUUGUACUUCAGUUCUGAUGCCUAAAUUUGGGAACAAAUGCAUUCAAGCAAUAAAAUGUUGGGAUUCUGCUAAAAAAAAAAAAAAAAAAUGCUCAUAUCACCUAAUACUCACCAGGUCUAAAGGUAUCCCUAUUUAGUGCACCCCGUAACUUGUACUGGGAAGUCCUUAUACACAGUAUGCUCAGUGCUAUAAAGAUGCAGUUCCAGGUCGUGACAUUUUGAUAUUCCCUUGUUGGCUUGUGUAACAACCUUCUUCUUUUUUUUAAUUUUUAUUUUUGUAAUACCCAUAAAUGUCAUAUUUGCCAGAAAAUGAAUGGGGUUAUGUAAUAAAAGGCACAAAGUUUGCUCAGGAGCAGUAA